This is a messenger RNA of Haemonchus placei, 528 nucleotides long. The record is from the annotation of a GenBank genome assembly. NCBI's taxonomy places the organism in Eukaryota, Metazoa, Nematoda, Chromadorea, Rhabditida, Trichostrongylidae.
AUGAAGGGCAAGUCAGUGCAUGAUUUCUUCACGUAUGUAGUUCCAGUCGAAAAUCGACGUUGUCGUUCGAAGAGACAAUAUUGUGCAGUACAAUGGCCAGUGAAACAGUCGGCACCGUAGGUGUCACAUUCAUAGCAGGCGAUCGUUGGUUGUCGUUGAGGUUCGAUAGUCACUGGAGGAUUGCAGUAAUUAUUGCAGAAAUUCGUAUCGUUGCAUAUUUUUACGUGGUACUGAGACGUCAACGUGUUCCUGAUCUCACAGACUCCGACGACGUCGACUGCUGCAAAGUCAUCGGGCAGUGCGACCGAAGUGUCCAAACAGCCUUUUUUCAGCGAUAUCUGAUUGCCAGCCACACGCUUUUCAUAGACACAAAACUGUCCUUGACAAACAUUGGUUUCACAGUCGGAGCUGUCAUUUGAGACGCAGUCGUAACAUGACACAGUUCCGGGCAACGGUUGCGGAGUAGGAGAAGGCACCAUCAUACAUUGGCUGUUGCAUUCGUUUCCGGUAGAACAGAUCAACACGUGA